Messenger RNA from Penaeus vannamei (Pacific white shrimp), 4432 nucleotides. It is a transcript of the gene sgl, whose product is annotated as UDP-glucose 6-dehydrogenase sgl. The record is from RefSeq and is a predicted model, not a curated record. Gene Ontology annotation, molecular function: NAD binding; UDP-glucose 6-dehydrogenase activity. Gene Ontology annotation, biological process: glycosaminoglycan biosynthetic process. Gene Ontology annotation, cellular component: nucleus. NCBI's taxonomy places the organism in Eukaryota, Metazoa, Arthropoda, Malacostraca, Decapoda, Penaeidae.
CUCGAUCACAGUAGCUUGAAAGGUUAGUCUCAGGAAGGUUCGAGUAGAGUUAAGAGCUACUAUUAGUUCCCUUUAGGAUGGUGGUCAAGAAUGUAUGUUGCAUUGGUGCUGGGUAUGUGGGUGGCCCAACAUGCAGCGUCAUAGCGUGGAAGUGUCCAGAUAUCAAGGUUCAUGUUGUGGACAAGUCGGAGAUGCGAAUCAAGCAGUGGAACUCUGACAAAUUGCCGAUCUAUGAGCCUGGUCUGGAUGACGUGGUGAAGGAGUGCCGUGGGAAGAACCUCUUCUUCUCCUGCGACAUCGAGAAGGGUAUCAAGGAAGCGGACCUGAUCUUCAUCUCCGUGAACACGCCCACCAAGACGUUCGGUAUAGGGAAGGGUCGUGCAGCUGAUCUGAAAUUUGUUGAGGCGUGCGCAAGAAAAAUUGCCGAAGUAGCAGAGGGACACAAGAUCGUCGUGGAAAAGUCGACUGUACCAGUUCGUGCAGCAGAAUCCAUCUCCCAUAUUCUCAGUGCCAAUACAAGGCCAGAUGUUUCAUUCCAGGUAUUGUCCAAUCCAGAAUUCUUAGCAGAGGGGACAGCUGUUACAAACCUUCUGUACCCUGAUCGUGUGCUCAUUGGCGGAGAGGAAUCUGCUGGGGGAGAUGAAGCUGUUGCGGAACUGAUGUGGAUAUACACACACUGGGUUCCGAAGGAGAAGAUUGUCACCACCAGCACUUGGUCAUCGGAACUUUCGAAAUUGGCAUCAAAUGCAUUCCUGGCUCAGCGUGUAUCCAGCAUCAAUGCCAUCUCGGCGGUAUGUGAAGCAACGGGUGCUGAUGUAUCCCAAGUAGCUGCAGCUGUGGGUCUAGAUUCUCGAAUUGGACCCAACUUUCUUCAGGCAUCUGUUGGAUUUGGAGGUAGCUGUUUCCAGAAGGAUUUGCUGAAUCUUGUGUAUAUUGCUGAGUGCCUUAACCUACCAGAAGUGGCUAUGUACUGGCAGCAGGUCACAGAUAUGAAUGAAUAUCAAAGAACUAGAUUUGCCAAGAGAAUUGUAGAAUGUCUAUUUAACACAGUGACGGAUAAAACACUGGCUGUAUUUGGGUUUGCCUUCAAGAAAAACACAGGCGACACGAGAGAGAGUCCAGCCAUUUAUGUCUGUUCCCACCUGCUAGAAGAAGGGGCCAGACUUAACAUUUAUGAUCCUAAGGUUGAGCCAAAACAAAUUGAACAUGACUUAACAAGCUCAAGUGUAACAGAUGACCCAGAACGUGUGCAGACGCUCUUCAGUACCUACUCUGACCCAUAUGAAGCUGCUAAAGAUGCCCAUGCUAUUGUUGUUCUUACUGAUUGGGAUGAAUUUAAGAAUUUUGACUACAAGAAGAUGUUGGACUCAAUGAAACGACCAGCAUUCAUCUUUGACGGACGUAAAAUGUUGGACCACUCUGCCUUGAUCAAACUGGGCUUCCACACUGAAACAGUCGGAAAGAGAUUUGCCCGCAAUGCUCUUCUGAGAGCUUCUGGUGAACAUUUUCCAGCUUUCUCAUGGACACCAUAACUCAUGAGCAGUCUUCCAGCAGACAUUGUGGGUCCAAGGAAUGCGAAGAAGGCAAAAUUCUAGAACAUCUGUACCGGUUAUCCAAUGUAUAGGGUGCUUUGAGAAUAUGUUUAAUGUUGUUUUAGUAAUGAAAAAAAAUAAUGUCUUAAAUAACUUCUUGGUUUGGUUCCUUUUAUGAAUUUGACCUCAUAUGAAUAGAAUAUGCAGUAGAAAGAUUAUUGAUGUUAAUUUAGGCAGGUUCAAAGCUGAUAGUAUGUUGUUUAAUAUUCUUAAUUGGUAUUAUUCAACCAUCUUUAUCAGUGUGUGAUUGAAUGAAUGUUAUUUGGGUAUAUCAUUUAAGGAACUUUAUUUUAUAACUUAAUUUAAUCCAAUUACAGUUCUGAAGUAAAAAAAAAAUAAUAAUAAUAAUAAAAUACAGAAAUGCUCACCGGUUUAUGUCAGAGGAUGCAUCUCUGCACUAAAUUUAAUGUUCCUUGGUAGUCAGAGGAUACUUUUAAUGUACAGACUUGUAUGUAUCCCUGAAUCUUGCGAGAAAGUGAGGAGAAUUGGAUAUUUUUGCCAAUUCUUAAGAAAGACCGUGUGAGAAUUGUUUAAUAAACACUGGUUUGAAGAUAAAGAAAUGUUGGCAAACCCUGACAAAAUAGAGAGGGUAAAUUUAGGGGAACAUAUAUUAGUAGUCUUCAAAGUGCAGUUUGAUAUACUUUAUGAACAACUUGAUCUCUAUGUGAAUGAGUAAGAUUUUGUAAUGAUAUCUCUGUAGCAUAUCUUCACAUAGCUUCUGUAUGGCUAAAAUGAUUUUGGGAAAGUAUUUUAUAAAUGUUGUUAGUGAACUAUUAUCCUGUUGAAGGAAGGAAUGGAAACCUUCAAGAAUGUUAUUUUUUGCUAAGUUGUGACACUAUACUUGUUGCAGUAUCCAAGAUAUAGCAUGAAAUUGGUGUUGAGGUGAUAUAUUAUUCAGAAUAUAGCAGUAUAUUAUCCUUAAAUAUGUUUCCCAGCUGUCCUGUCUUGUAAGUCACAGCAAUCUCAAGUUUUAUAUAAUGGUAGUAUACAGUCAUUUGAAUGACCACAUGAAUAAUCCUUUAGAUCUUAUAUAAUUUCAGAUCAUCAUGUUAACUAUUCCUUAUAUAUAAUGACAUGAAAGGAAUAUGAAUGUUACCCUUUUCUCAUAUUGGGUUUGUUGCUGUUUGUUUUUGUAAAUGUUUUUUUAUGAAUUUUUGUGAAGUUGAAGCUUGGUACUUCAGAUGUGAGAACGUUUCUUGGGACAGAAUACCCAGCCAGUUGGGAGAGCUGUUUUAUUCGCAGAAUAUUUCUCUAAAAGAAACUUUUAUGGACUGCCAUAUUUUUUAUGUGGUCUGCAUUAACUGUGGAAACUUUGUUCAAUAGAUUUAUUUGCUUUAUUUUUAGAUUAUGUAACUCUUUAUCUUUACAGUGGCUUUGAUUAUGAAAAUUCCCGGUCUGAUUUUAAGAAAGUUUUAUUUAUUCAUUAUUCUUAUUUAAAAAAAAUAAAGAUCUAAUAAUUUGCUAAUUAAAUUAAACAUUGACAGUAUCUCAAGAUGACAGUUGUGUAAUGCAUUUAUAUACUGAUUAACUGAAUAGAAGGUAUUGGUUUGAUGAAUUACCAUUAACUUACCAUAGACAUUCCCUAACUCAAGUAUUCCACACGUGCUGUUGAUCUUGUGUGUGGAAGGGUAUGGUUUUAUCUUGUAUUUGUCAGUUCUAACAUGUAGGUUCAUAUGAUCAGUGUUAUUAAACAUGCCGUAGGAGUGAUUGUUGCAGGUUUCACGGCAGCAUUUUGAUAAUAAUUAAAAAAAAUAUGUAUCAUUAUAAUAAUUUUGGGGUAGUUUAGUGAACAGGGAGAUUUAGUAUGAAGUGGAGGUAGCACAAAGUUGGUUUUGGUUAUUUCUAAUCUGUGUUUAACUGGACAUUUUAGAAGACAGUUAAAAUUAUUGAGUGAAAUGGUGCCAAGAUGAAGUCUUUCUUUUUCUUGAAGCUUACUCUUUAAAAAUAAUUUAUAUAUAUUUAAAUUUACAUAUUUAUGUACAUGACGGAUAUGACAAGGAUUGUGAUCCGGAAGCUGAUAUGUUGGAAAGGGAUACUAUACUUUAUAAAUAUAGUUACUAAUAAUUAUUUAUUUGAUGAUAAGUGCCAGUGUAGUCCUCUAAAGGAUAAUAACUAAUUGAAGCCAGUGACUCAUAGACCCUUUAUAUCCCAGAAUUAUGAUAGAGUGAUUGGCUGUGUUGUUACAGCUCACUGAAAUACUUGUUAACUGCAUUAAAACAGAAGUCAAGAUAUUAUGUAUCAUUAUCUGAUGCACCAGCUACUCUAAAGUAGGAAUCAUGGCUGGCAUAAUUACUUAAGGAGUGUUAUGAAGUAUUUGUUAAUGGAAUAAAUAUUUUCAUUACUUAUUCCAGUUGAGAGGUUACAUGAAGACGGAAUGGCUCUGUUGUUUUGCUGAAAGUUUCAGUGAGCGGAUACUUAUUUAUGUGUGUACGUAUAUUUGUUUGUGUGCGCGUGUUAUGAGAUGAUAAACCUAGUCCCUAACCUGAAAACAACCUGGUGAGUACCUGGCAAAUACUAAAAGAAUUUCAUUAUUGGGAGAUUUGAUGUGUUAUUAAAUUCCAUUGAUUUUGCUGUCAAAAUUUUAUUAUCCAUGUAAAAGUCUAUUAAAAAAAAAUCACAGUAUUCAGAUAAUAUGAAACUUUUUUUGCUUUACCUUUUUCUAAUAAACAUAUCGAUGUUUAUCAUGCAGUGUUUUUACUUGAUAUUCAGAAUUAGGUUAUUCAUAGUCUUUAUUAUGACAUUAGUAUUUGGACACUUUUUUUAAUCACUUUUUACUGGAAUAACAAUGCACAUACCCAUUAUACAUUUGAUAAUAAAGAUGAUUAACCGAAACAACCUUU